UUCUAUCUUUAUGUGGUUGGUAUUAUGGUGGUGAGUGGUUAUCAUUUGCUUUGUAAUUUUACACCUAGCCAGCCAUGGAGGCUGCCAUAGAACAAACCACCACCACCACCACCACCACCACCGCUGGUGGUGGUGGUCUUGAUGGUGAUGGUGAUGCUCCUCCCAAAGAUAUCACCAACAUCUCUAAAGGCAAACGAACCAAGCGUCAAAGGCCACAAUCUCCAAUUCUUUUCACAAUUGCAUCCGCAAACAAUAACGAUUCAAAUGACUCUCCUGUAUCCUCUUCUGGUUUUCCGGCAGGUAGCACCACCACGGAAGAUGAAGACACUGCCGAAUCCCUAAUCCUCCUCUCCAAAGGCCAGUCCUUGGACCUUUCUUCAAGAAAAAGCAAAGACGAUUACGAUGGAAUGUUCAAGUUUAAUAGCAAAAGGUACAUACAUACGUCGACCACCGGAAACACUGGAAUUUUUGUUUAUGAAUGCAGGACAUGCAACCGAACUUUUUCUUCAUUUCAAGCUCUCGGAGGCCAUCGAGCGAGCCAUAAGAAACCUAAAAACAAUGAAGACAUGAGAAAACCACCACCCUACAUUGCCGAUAACAUUAAUGAAUCACCAACAGAGUUUCCAUUCAGGAAUCACAAUUCUUCCGUUUCUCUUCAAUUAAACAACCGAGUUUCAUUCACCAAGUCCUCCUCCAAGCUUCAUGAAUGCUCAAUUUGUGGCACAGAAUUUAAUUCUGGACAAGCGUUGGGUGGUCAUAUGAGGCGUCACCGGGUGGCAGGCGGCGGCAAUAAAGGUGGCAAUAACAGCACCACCGCCCACGCAAACACCACCACCUUAUCUUUGAUUCCGUUCAGUCCGAUGACCACCGUGCGCGCAGAGACCUAUGAUAAUAAGUCGAAGAAUAAUGCGUUGUGUUUGGAUCUUAACCUUCCGGCCCCACGGGAAACCACCGUAGCAGCCGCCGAUGACGAUCAACGUCAAAAACGGGGAUUUACAUUCUCACCGACGGGGAAAAAUGAGAAUAAACAACAGGCCGUUCGUUUGUCCGCUGCCCCAAAAUUGGUGGAUUGUCAUUACUGAAUACUUAUUUAUUUAUUUAUUUAUUUAUAACUUGUACUAUCUUGUGAUUUUGUGAAGGUAGAUGUGAAGUCAUCAUCAUACCCCCACCAAAAAUUGUAAAUUAUUUUCUCACCAAUUUAGUUUGUUGAUAUUUUAAAAAUAUGUAAACGUAUGAAAGUUCAAUUUUGUUGAAAUACCUUUGUAAUAUUAUUACCGCAUUUUUUUGAA
Molecule: messenger RNA, 1289 nt
Organism: Lactuca sativa (garden lettuce)
Lineage: Eukaryota; Viridiplantae; Streptophyta; Magnoliopsida; Asterales; Asteraceae
Product: zinc finger protein ZAT5
Source: RefSeq, a predicted model, not a curated record